AUGGAGACCUCAUUAAAGGCUCUCCUUGGCACCCAGGCGAGGCAAGUGCCAGCUCGCCGGCAGCUCCGGGCACUGACCCCGGGGUUUGCCCCAGCAGGCCCAGCAGCAGCUGCGGGGACCAGCCUGGGCACGGCCUGGCCUUUGAAAGGCUGCUUCAGGGCUGCAGUCCCAGGCAGCGUCCCCAGCUGGCUUCCUGCCACCCGCAGCCUCCUCAGGGUGGGGGUCGGCUGUGGGCAGGAUGGCCACGGCCCCCGCAGCCCAGACCAGCACUCAGCCCUCAGCGGUGCCGUGGAGCUGUGGGGCUCGGGCCUGUGGCUGCCCGCUCUGGGCCUCUUCCUUCCUCCACCUAGGGGGCCGCAGCUGCUGUGUGAGGCCCUCGUUCUAGGCUCCGAUGGGAACCCCGUGGUAGAAGCUCUGUGCUUUGCCUGCCCCACCCUCAGGCUUGCUCAGGGCCUGGGACAAGAAGAGCUCUCGGUCCGGUUUUGUGAGAAAAGCCAGGAGGGGCUUCCUGGCUCCGCCCAUCCACCGAGGCUGCUGCGACUUCAUCCCACGCUGCCCGCCUCGGGUGGCACCCGGGCAGCCUCACGUGCCCAGGUGCAUGGAAAGCUGCAGGCCAGGGCCCACUGCGGGGCCUGUGUGGCCCUCAGGUGGGCGUCUCUGUCUCUCUCCUCUCUGGUGUGUGUGUGUGUGUGUGUGUGUGUGUGUGUGUGUGCGUGUGCUCUGCGUGUGUGUGUGUGUGUGUGUGUGUGUUCACACGGGCACAUCAGGGCUCCCGUCGGGAAGCGUGUCCCCGCUCGUGUGAGUGUGCCCUCCUCCAGUCCCCGUGGGGAUGUGUGGAGGCGGCGUGCCUGUCCGCUGCCCUCUCUGAGACCACAGGGUCUGUCGGUGUAUCCUCUACGUGCCUCUCCCUCCGCCCUCUCUGAAGUGCCCCGGGAUCCAGGGCCGCUUCCCCCACAGCCGGCAGCUGAGCCAGGUCCCUCCGCAGGUCCUCUGAGGGGGGUGACUCGGAGCUCGGGGCCAGGGAGCAGCUCUCCUGGGGGCACAGGGCUGGACCCCCUGCCUGGGCCGCGUCCGUUCGGGGGCUGCAGGAAUGGCCCCGUCCCGCCUGUCUGUUCUGUAAACUACAGCCUGUACAUAACAUUUAGCAUUCCUAUUGUAACAGAAUUAAUUUUUAUGAAAUAAAUUAUAUUUCCUAGUCUAA
Pipistrellus kuhlii (Kuhl's pipistrelle) is the source of this 1201-nucleotide messenger RNA. RefSeq lists its product as uncharacterized. Bases 1 to 1182 code for a protein of 393 amino acids. The record is from RefSeq and is a predicted model, not a curated record. The transcript has 4 exons. Lineage: Eukaryota; Metazoa; Chordata; Mammalia; Chiroptera; Vespertilionidae.